Messenger RNA from Ochlerotatus camptorhynchus, 1295 nucleotides. RefSeq lists its product as uncharacterized. Bases 16 to 1221 code for a protein of 401 amino acids. Gene Ontology annotation, molecular function: thiosulfate-cyanide sulfurtransferase activity. Lineage: Eukaryota; Metazoa; Arthropoda; Insecta; Diptera; Culicidae. The transcript has 8 exons. The record is from RefSeq and is a predicted model, not a curated record.
AAACAUCAAAUCAAAAUGAACCGAAGUGGAUUGAGAAUCCUACUUCAGCCAUUCCUUGCCAGGACACAACUUGCACAGCAAGUUAGAAACGUACGAUCGCACAGCAUCACAGUUUCCAACAUCGCGCCGGUCAGCGGCUACUGUGGCACUCGCAUGUUGGAGAAAUUGCAAGAUUCACUUUCGGCCGCUCACGGAACCAUCCGUCACUACGGUGACCAAUGUGCCAAGAACAAGUUCGAACCGAGUCAGAUUGAUCCCCGCUUGAAGGCCACCUACGACGACAUCGUUGCCCUGCCGAAACACCCCGAAGUGCUGCUGAUCGAUGUACGCCCACCGAGCGAGCUUGCCGCCUCUGGGGCCAUUCCAACCAGCAUCAAUAUUCCUCUCAAACACGUCGUUGAGGAGUUGAAACUUAGCCCGAAGGAAUUUGAGGGCAAGUAUGGUCGUACGAUGCCAGCCACCGAUAGUCCUAUCAUCUUCUGCUGCCGCAUCGGUGUGCGAUCCGGUAAAGCGGCCCACAUUGCCGAGCAGCUGGGCUUUACUAAUGUGAAGAACUACGUCGGUUCCUGGUCGGAGUAUGCUGAAAAAAAUAAUCUGCCACAAAUGAAUCUAAACGGGUUGAGAACCGUGGCACAACGUUUCCGCGCGGGAUCGCGUCUUGUGCAUAACGCCAGAAACGGGCGAUCGUACAGCGUCGUAUCAGUGAGCAACAUCGCUCCGGUCAGUGUUUAUCGUGGUAUUCGCAGUGUUGAUCAACUUCAAGGUUAUCCUACGACGAUUCGCGGAACCACCCGUUGCUACAGUGACAAAUGUGACGAUAAUAAGUUCGACCCGAGCUGCAUUGAUCUCACGUUGCUGGCCUCCUACGAUGAUAUCGUUGCUCUGCCCAAACAUCCCGAAGUGCUGCUGAUCGAUGUUCGCCGACCGGAUGAGCUGGCUGGCACUGGAACCAUCCCGACCAGCAUCAAUAUUCCCCUCAGCAUCGUGGGUGAAGAGUUGAAACUCAGCCCGAAGGAGUUCGAAAGCAAGUACGGACGUACAAAACCGGCUGCCGACAGUCCCCUCAUCUUCAGCUGCCGUUCCGGAGUGCGCGCGGGAGAAGCUGCCAACAUUGCCUCUAAACUGGGAUUUACUAACGUGAAAAACUACGCCGGCUCCUGGUUGGAGUAUGCAGAGAAGAACGGUCUGCCGUUGGAGCCACAGGAAAAUAAAUUCUACUGAUUUAACAGUGCUCAGAUACACGUGUGUGAAGUUAGGAAAUACAUAAGUCUGUGACUGAAAAAAAAACAACAACG